Molecule: messenger RNA, 2816 nt
Organism: Bombyx mori (domestic silkworm)
Lineage: Eukaryota; Metazoa; Arthropoda; Insecta; Lepidoptera; Bombycidae
Product: homeobox protein B-H1
Exons: 3
Coding region: 180-1073 (297 amino acids)
Biological process (GO): regulation of DNA-templated transcription
Molecular function (GO): DNA binding; DNA-binding transcription factor activity, RNA polymerase II-specific
Source: RefSeq, a predicted model, not a curated record
GAGAUCCAUACCUACAGCCACUGCAGCCGAACAUACGGCACCACCUAUUUUCGGAAGCAAUUAUCAGUUUCCAACUGGCUGCUAAAGAAUUUUAGUUCGGCUCGCUGGCAUUGCCAGUAUCACGGGCGAUUAAGUCCUUGAUACGUUUCAAAUCUUUCAAAAUUAAAUUAUAAGUAAUAAUGGACGCUAUUGAUGACAUAUCCAGUACGUGCGAAAAUGACUCGGUCAACUUAAAAAAAUCGAGUGCUUUGUUUAGUGCCGAAAAAGAUUCAUAUUGCGAUUCGGAAACCGAUUAUGAUAGUGAAAAUGAAACAAUCGACAUCUGUGAAAAUAGUGAGCAUUCUUUUAGUAAAACUGUGUUAGUGAAUUCACGCAUUGAAGACGAGAAAACUAAAUUCUUUGAUAAUCACCGCGUUAUAUUUCCAACGAGAUCACUUACAAAUUUUGUAAAUAAUGAAUCUUCCCGGCAUGUAAAAGACAAAAGUAAAACUUUUCUGAUAGACAAUAUUUUAGGUAACAUUAAUAAUGAAAAAAUUAAUACAAAAGAACAGGGAGAAACCACCGAAGAUAACGCAGAUGAAUACAACGUGUCUUCGACGUCGGCAUGUCCAGAGCUGGGCACGUUGAAUGGCGCAGGUCUCCUAGCGGGACAUGCCUACACGCACUGGUUGGCAACACAUCAGCCUACAAACAGUUUUUUCGAUGACAAGAACAACAGAAGACCUCGACGAGCCGGACCUGAACGCAAGCCACGACAAGCUUACAGCGCUAAACAACUAGAGCGAUUAGAAGCCGAAUUUAAAUUGGACAAGUACCUCAGCGUUUCAAAGAGGAUGGAACUUUCAAAAGCAUUAGGUCUGACAGAAGUACAAAUUAAGACCUGGUUCCAGAACCGCAGAACGAAAUGGAAGAAGCAGCUAACAUCUCGUUUGAAAAUCGCACAACGUCAAGGUCUCUUUUCUGGUCAAAUCUUCGGACAUGCCCCGCAAACUUAUUCCCUUUUAAAUCCUUACGCGUAUGCGCCGCUCAGCUGUGUUUUUACCCCUGUAACAUUGCCUUCUACUCCACCAUAAUAAAAAGGGUAUAACUAUGAGAAGUCUACUCGUGAUCAUGGUUAUAGCUUGAAAAUAUUAGCAAAUACCGAUAUUAAGUUUAGAUAGCAAGCUAAAUGCUCCAAGAAAAGUUACUCAUACGAUAAAAUAAUAAAUGACUAGUAGUUAAUUCAUCUCGGAAAAAUUGUUUUAUAACGAUGUAAAAACUGCAUUGCUAAUUCCACAAAACUAAAAGCUAAUUGAUCGGUACAUAAAAUUUACAGAAGACUGUCGACAAAAGUACCUACUUGAAUUAUCAUGGGAGUAGUUAUGUAGGAGUGUAGCGAAAAUCUUUCUUAGCUUAAGGAUUUGUAUUUAUGAAAAUAUUAAUUUGCUUUUAUUAUUUAUUAUGAUUGUACAGUUAUAAAAUAAUUAUUAACACAUUGAUCUCAUGAUAAUAAUAUGUUAUUUUAAAAUUUAAGAUUUAAAUGAAAAUUACAAAACUAAAAUCAACAUGAAGUAGUUUCCAGCAAUAGCAUCGAUUCAUUCAACUAAGUACAUACAGCCUUAUUAGAAAACGCGGGAAUAUUGACAGCUGACAUGAAUCUUUAUUAGUUUCACCACUAUUAUAAAUAAGGCCGAGCCAUUGAUAAGUUAAAACAAAUAUGACAUUAAUUUGGCUUAAAAUAAAGUUGGCCUUGUUCUUUAUUUUUUGCGUAUAAGGAACGCAAUGACCGCCUAUUGAUAAUAUGGUAUUGGUAUCUAUAGAUAUCCGGAGUCGUUAAAACAAUUGUUAGUUAUGGAAAUUAUAGGACAAAGAACUCUUUAAUUAAAAUAAUGCAAUACGGUAGUGGCGAGUUAGCUAGUUACCACGCUUACACUUUUACUGAAUAUUAUCUCAUAUUUUAUCAUGGAUAAUAUUAUCGAAGGCAGAACUUAGUACGCUAAAAGUAGACAGAAUGGGAAAACCAUUACAGGCUUGCAAUUUUUCUCAACAAAAAUCAACAAAAGCAACAAAAAAUUUUUUUUAAAUUAGUCGACAAUGUUUCCAACAUAUAUUAUAAUCUUAACGGACCCGACAGACAUUUUUCUGCACACACAUCUUAUGCCUGAAAAUUACAAACUUUUUGAAUAAGUUGUGAAGAAUACCAGAUUGUGAAUCUAAACCAUUCUCGAAUUCACCACCACACAAAAAAAAUCAUCAAAAUUGGUCCAGCCGUUUAGGACGAGUUUACUAACAUACAUACACACGGACAGAAGAAUUAUAUUUAUUAAGAUUCUUUUUUUGCCUACGUUACUAUCACGAGUAGCUAUCCUGGCUUCACCAUGACUGGUGGUCGAGCUCACGGUGACAGAAUUUGCUAACAUCUACCAUAACAAGAUGCUUCGCUCAAUCUACUACCGGAUCGGAAUCGCGACCCAUUGAGAAGAUUCGGUGAGUUAAAUAAUUCAGGUGUACAGAAUCUAAAAGUUUAUGAAGAAAUUUCUAAAUGUGUUUCUCCGUAAGUUUGUCAAUAAGGUUCAUUUCACAACUUUUAUAGCGUGUUGACAUGUUUGAUAGUGGCGCGAAAAGUACAUAAUCAUUGAACUCGCUACUUUUAUCACCUCAUCUAAGCUAAACUAAAAGGUAACGAUAUAGCAUUGAAAAAGAUUACUAUGAUAGGUAUACACUACGGAAAAACAUUAUAGUAUUAAUUAUAUUUAAUACUUAUGCUAUAUUUAAUUUAGUUAAUGAAAACAUAGUCUACUUAUAUGUGAGUAUGUAAAUAAAUAGAAUGUUUUGAA